Chaetura pelagica (chimney swift) is the source of this 1563-nucleotide messenger RNA. Its product is annotated as chromosome unknown open reading frame, human C18orf54. The record is from RefSeq and is a predicted model, not a curated record. The transcript is spliced from 7 exons. Lineage: Eukaryota; Metazoa; Chordata; Aves; Apodiformes; Apodidae. The coding region runs from base 1 to 1563 and encodes 520 amino acids.
AUGACAAGCUCAGUGAAAGGAAGCAGUGGCUGCUCUCCUGAUUCAACAGUCUCUUCUCUUUUAAGAAGCUGUGGCAUUGACAGCAAUCAUCCACACUCAAGCAGUUGGAUUCACUACAAGGGCAAGCUUUACAGCUCUGCAUCCGAGGCUUUGGAGGCUUAUAUUGAAGAUUAUAAUUUAAGUCUCACAUCCCCAGGAGUAAGCACUGGAAAAAUCUGCAUAUGUCAAAGCACUCCCAAGCAAGUCAAUUUUUCAAGACAGCAUGCCAAAGAAACACACGCAAUUCAUGUAAAAUAUCUUUGUUUUUCAGCACUGGGAGAUUUUAAUCAGCAAAGAGGACUGGGCCUUCUUGCCUCACCCUGUGGAGGGCAGGCUGAGUGUGACCCAGACUUGGUUAGUCUUACAACAGAUGAUCUGUUAGCAUUUCCAGAGGAUGGGUCACUGCCCUUGGUCGAGAGUCCUUCUCAACCAAAGCAUCCCAGCAGUGGCUGGAACAGAUGGAGUAGUGGAACACUUCAACCACCUUUCUGCCCUCAGCAGACCUCAUCUCUCAAUCCUGAAAGUCCCUCAAGUCCUCAGAAGAAUGGGAAAGCUGCUGCUCACCAGGAUCCACACAAAGACUUGAAGAAAUGGAACCUCUCUACACCUGCUGGGUAUGAUCCUGUCUCUAGAGGAAGUCCAAGAGCCUUGUCUUUGGAAGAGAACUCCAACACUGUGCAUCUUAAGAAUUAUCCUGGCUGGCUCAGCAGUCACAAGUCUGACUUCAGUGUAUCAGAGAUGAGCAGUAUCCCCAAGCUGUACUUCCCAGCCUGGCUCCAGAAAGAAGGACCCUCUGCAGACAAAGACAAUGCUGAUUUUCUUGACCCAAGUGGUUUCCUGGAUCUGAGAGGUGACAACCAAGUAGAAGAUGCCAGCCCAGUUGCAUGCUGCCCAUUUGAUACCUCGUUUUUGAGAGGCACUAAAAAGCCCUUCAGAGAAGGGCAGCUUGGGCUGCCUCCCUUGAAGGUUGACAUGGGUCUGGAGAGUUCAGCUGAAGACCUGGCAAAGAAUCUGGAGCCUGAUGGCAGCUCCUCCACCACAGAGACACUAGAAACUGAAAGGUCAUGGGAAAAGGCUCCAGCUGCUGUCAAACCACCAGUGCCUGGGUGCUGUGAGGACAUGGAGAAUGCUCUCUCAUUCCCCAAGGCAGAAAUCAUACAUAAAUUCCUGGAAGACUGUUUACGGGACAAAAACCAGGAACAGACUUUUUGUGGAGAUCAUCACGACAGACCCCUGGAAUCUUUGAAGUUCAUGCUGUUUAAACUCCAAGCACUUCAAGGAAGCUUAAGCCAGAAUGAAACUGCUGAGCCAAAGGAAGAGUUUGAAAAACUUCCUGAAAAAGCAGAGGAUGAAUUAAAGCUGUGUGGCAGUGAGAUAAUCCCUCUUGCUAAUUCUGUUCAGAAGACUUUACACCAUUUCUCACAUCUGAAAAGUCUGGUUGAAGACAAGAACCAACAAGAACUGACCUGUGAUCCUGAAGGAGAUAUAGAAGGAAAAGGAAUUAUCUGUGAAGCUGAUAUCUAA